Molecule: messenger RNA, 2553 nt
Organism: Ambispora gerdemannii
Lineage: Eukaryota; Fungi; Glomeromycota; Glomeromycetes; Archaeosporales; Ambisporaceae
Source: the annotation of a GenBank genome assembly
AUGACCAAAUUCAAAGAUGCUAAAACAUAUAGUGACCAGGAAAAAAAGAUACUGCUAGACGCAUAUAAUAAGCAAGAACAACAGAAACAGUUAAAUAAAACAGUACGGAUUGUAUUCAUAGCAUUGUUACUAGAUAUUCUAGCAUUCACGAUCAUUUUGCCAUUGUUUCCACGGCUGUUGAAAGAUUAUCAGGAACGAGAAGAUGGGGAUGAAACAACAUUAUUAUCAUUUUUUCUACGGCAAAUAGGUUUAUUUAAAGAAAUUAUUGGUAGUAGUGAAUCGUCACAAUAUAGCAAUCCAAAAUGGGAUAUUGUUUUACUAGGGGGUGUAUUAGGCUCACUCUACUCGUUUUUACAAUUUGUCGCGUCACCUGUAAUUGGCGUGUUUUCUGAUCGAUAUGGUCGACGGAAGACAUUACUAUUCACAAUGAUUGGAAAUAUAUUGUCGACAAUUUUAUGGUUAUUCGCUAAAUCAUUUGGGUGGUUCGUACUAGCAAGAAUAGUGGGAGGUCUGUGUGAAGGUAACGUGCAAUUAUCGAUCGCGAUUGUGUCGGAUGUUACGACGCGCGAGACUCGGUCAAAGGGAUUGGCGUUGGUUGGUAUCGCAUUCGCUGUUUCAUUUACAAUUGGUCCUGCUAUCGGUGCAUAUUUUGCGUCGAAAGAUCUGGCACAACUUUUUCCUCAACUAGUUGAAUGGGGUCUUAGUCCGUAUUCAGCGCCUGCGUUCGUCUCACUAAUAUUACUUUGCGUAGAAACUUUAUACUUAUAUGUUGCUCUGCCUGAAACAUCAAAUCUCGGAAAAUCACAAAAUAAUGACCUCAAUUCACCCACAAAUACAACACCAAAAGAAGCACCCGCGAAAUACCGACACCGCCAAAAAACCCUCCAAAUUCUAAGCUGGAUUCACUUUCUAUACCUCUUCUUUUUCUCCGGCAUGGAAUUUACACUCACCUUUCUAACAUUCGAUCUAUUCGAUUUCACAAACAUGCAAAACGGCAAACUAUUGGGCUACAUUGGUGUGUUGUCGGCUCUAAUACAGGGUGGAUAUGUGAGACGUCGUGCGCACACAAUUGGCGAAAAGUACUUGGUGGCGCAAGGAGUGACGGCGUGUACUAUCGGGUUAAGUGUUAUUUCUUUUUUGACGAAAGGUGUGAAUGGUGUCACUUGGCUUUACGUUGGUGCUACUUUUUUUGCGAUCACAUCGGCUACUGUUGAAACGCGAGUUUAUUCCCUAUUAAAAGGAAAAGAACUCGGUACAUUCCGAUCAUUUGGUCAAUUGGGUCGAGCAUCCGGUCCUAUAGCAACAUGUAGUCUAUACUGGAUGAAAGGCUCUGAAAUAUGCUAUGGUGUUGGUGCAUUAGCAAUGAGACUCCGAUCGUCGACUUCCACUUCCUCUACCAUUGCAGCUCCUUUAAAACAACGAGUGUACAUUGAUAUAAUGAAUUCGCAAGUUGACGAAGCAACUCACUCAUUAUUAGACAAGGUUGAGAAAACCACACAAACUAGUCGCUUUAUGUGUUGUUCACGACGCUCAUGUAUCAGCAAAGCAGGUCGGGUUCGUUUAGCUGCUAGAGCUUUUGUUGGAGUUUUAGUCAUUGUUGUUUAUACAGUGUUGGUGUUUUUUGUGAUUGACUAUGUGAAGACACCGUGGUUCGGUUCGAAUCUGUUGAAUGACACGUAUGCAUGUCACGAUACUGUUAGUUGUGAACAGCGCCUACAACACAAAGAAAGUAUCAUCAAAGACAAACUAGAAUCAAAUAAUUCAUCAAUAACACCACCAAAUUAUGUAUUCUUUAGUUCACUAUACAACGAGAAAUACAUGGAAGGCGCGCUGACAUUAGGAUACACAAUAAAGAAACAUCAUCCAAAUCAUCAGAUGUAUAUGAUCUAUUUCCCCGAAAAUUUCUCCGAAGCAGCGCUCUGUAAACUUCGUGCAAUUGAUUGGAUACCACGCGUUGUUGAACGGAUUCCACCUCCAUGGAAGGGAGUUCCGUCAUACUUCGCAGAUCAGUUCACAAAAUUACAAUUGUGGUCGUAUACAGAGUUUGACGGGAUUAUGUAUAUCGAUUCGGAUGCGUUGGUGGUGCAUCCGUUGCAAAAAGCAUUUGAAUUGGUUAGUGGUGGUGCUAAUGUGACGGGAUUUGAGUUCGCUGCUGUGUCUGAUGUUUUUGAUGGGACGAUUGAUGUUGGGUUUAAUGCUGGCAAGUCUUUUAAGAUUGUGUAUGAUGAGAUAAUACGUACUUAUAAAUUACGUGGCAACUAUAACAUUGAAUAUGCCGAGCAAGCUUUUCUUAAUGAAUUCUAUCGAUUCAGACUGAUCACACUACCCAUCACCUACAAUUUCAACUUAUCAAUACUUAAGAAGCAUCAACAUCUCUGGAAACUACUAUUUAACGAGAUAAAAGUGGUGCAUUACACAGUAAUGAAACCAUUCAUACGGCCAUCGCCGCCACGAUCUUUUAGCGAGCCUUAUGAGUUCUGGUUUAAAGAGAAUUAUGCGAUGCAUAAAAAGUUUGAUGAUAAGUUCCGGGAGUGCGAUGAAGAGGAGAAGUGA